AUUGCUGCAAUACAAAUUUAAUCAAAAUGGCAGAUGGUAACACCUCUCAAGCCCCUUCCUUGAAGGCAAAAGCCAAAACUCACCACAAACGCAAGCAGGCUAAAGAGACUUCUAAAGCCUCAGAAAGGGAUGCUUUAAGGCGCCAUAAGGCCUUACAAAAGGAGAUAGACAGGCGCUCUAGGGAAGCGCACACUGUGCCCCAGGGCUUCCCAUCUUCUAGUCCAUCUACUUCUUCACACCCUCCUCCUCCCCUAGAUCUCUCCCUCUCAUCCAGGCGCAGCUUGCCCCCACAAGGACAACAGGUCCAAGUUCCUGGGACACCGGUCAGAAGGGCUCCAGAAGCCACUUUUACUCCGACAGCCGCUGGUCUCCGUCAAAGGGAUAGUCUCCUUGAGGAGGUCCCAGAAAGGAUUAGAGCCUGGAUGGAGGUGGCUAUUCGCCAGGGGAUCGCGGCCGGGAUUCAACAAGCAGCCAUGUCCGGACAUUGCCCUGUGGUAAUGUCACAAUCACUGAGGUCCUUGCCCAGGUCGGACCAGCACCAGACCCAGAUCCCUCCAGUGGUUCCUGCUACUGUACCAGAGAUCCGGCCGAAGCAACUCCAAACACAAAGUCAGGGUACCACCCAAGGUCCUCAUGUCUCUCCUCUGGUGGUCCAAACCGGUCAUCAACAGAGGCUGUCUCUUCAAGGAGCCACAAAGGCUCACCAUCACCACGGAUGCCAGUCUGUUUGGAUGGGGAACUCACGUCCAGUCGCUCACAACCCAAGGCAGAUGGUCCGCAAUAGAACAGUCGUGCAGCAUAAACUGGCUGGAACUUCACGCAGUACACCUGGCCCUUCGUAACUUCC
This is a messenger RNA of Notechis scutatus (mainland tiger snake), 847 nucleotides long. The record is from RefSeq and is a predicted model, not a curated record. Lineage: Eukaryota; Metazoa; Chordata; Lepidosauria; Squamata; Elapidae.